Molecule: messenger RNA, 1156 nt
Organism: Botrytis cinerea B05.10
Lineage: Eukaryota; Fungi; Ascomycota; Leotiomycetes; Helotiales; Sclerotiniaceae
Exons: 4
Coding region: 279-599 (106 amino acids)
Biological process (GO): translation
Cellular component (GO): ribosome; cytosolic large ribosomal subunit
Molecular function (GO): structural constituent of ribosome
Source: RefSeq, a predicted model, not a curated record
GGUUUGGUUCUGUGAUUCGAGAGUGAGCCUGAAUCUAGAUCAACUUUUACACAUACCGUGAUAGGAUAGCCCUCUAACAUUGUUCGUUUUGAUACUUGUCUCCUCAUUUUGGCCAUGGCACGUGCUUUGCAUUAACACGUGAUUCGGUUUAUCCCAAAGCGGCAUGGCCUAGUCCGAAGCGAGCCCACCAAACUUCAGUUUCCCAAAAUUCCCAGAAAUCUUAUCAACGACGAUACUAACAACAAUCUAUCCCAGCGACCACCAGAUAAAUCGCCAAGAUGGUCAACGUCCCAAAGACCAGACGCACUUACUGCAAAGGCAAGGAUUGCCGCAAGCACACCCAACACAAGGUCACCCAAUACAAGGCCGGAAAGGCUUCGUUGUUCGCUCAGGGAAAGCGUCGUUAUGACCGAAAGCAAUCUGGUUAUGGUGGUCAGACAAAACCAGUUUUCCACAAGAAAGCAAAGACCACAAAGAAGGUUGUGUUGAGAUUGGAGUGCACAUCUUGCAAGACAAAGGCACAGUUGGCAUUGAAGCGUUGCAAGCACUUCGAGCUUGGUGGUGACAAGAAGACCAAGGGUGCUGCAUUGGUAUUCUAGAUUUGUGCAUGCUACGACAAUUCUGUUUUCAUCGGGGACAAAUGGAUGGCUCAAAGGAUUUUGCGAGGAACAUACACAAUACACUCAAUGGUUGAGUGAUGGGGCGCGGGAGAAAAUGAUGUGGUUGUACUCCUCGUACCUCAUCCAAAGUUACCAAAUGAAACAUAGCAAAGUCUGCUGAUGACAUACCAUUCUGGAAGUUUCUUGCGUGAUAUAGUGCUUGAAAAUAUUUGCAGCCAUUUGCGUAUGCGUGACUGGGCUUUUACAUGGUUUUGAAGUGGACAAUAUGAAUGCUUGUUAUAAACAAUCUGUCUGCCAUUUCUUGUGCUAACGAUGGGUGAUUUCAUUUGGCGCACACAAGUUUUCCUGAUAGUGCUGCAUUCCGGUCUUGAGUACGACCUAAACGUGUCAUUGCGAUGCCACCUAACUCCUAGGACUGGAAAUACAGCAGCGUUUUCUUUAGCUUUAACUUAAAUCGACAUACAAGCAUUGGGCUUUUACUGUAAUAGCAGCCUUCAGAAGUUCUAUUAUGUAUGGGCUAAUAAAAUGACUUUGCA